This is a messenger RNA of Encephalitozoon hellem ATCC 50504, 720 nucleotides long. Its product is annotated as NAD kinase. Gene Ontology annotation, biological process: NADP+ biosynthetic process; NAD+ metabolic process. Bases 1 to 720 code for a protein of 239 amino acids. Lineage: Eukaryota; Fungi; Microsporidia; Unikaryonidae. The record is from RefSeq and is a predicted model, not a curated record. The transcript has a single exon. Gene Ontology annotation, molecular function: NAD+ kinase activity.
AUGGGAAGGUUCCUGAUUGUCACCAAGGAUAACUGUGACACAGAGCUUGUAGAGAAGAUCAGGAGCACGCUGGACUGCCAUAUCCAUGACCAAGGCAUCGAAUAUGAUGGCAUAGUUAUCCUUGGCGGAGAUGGCACUGUGCUCAGGACUGUUGCAUCUUACCAGACCCCUCCCAUUGUGUAUGCAGUGAACAGAGGGAGAGUAGGCUUUCUUUGCCCCAUCCCACACACUGCAGUGGACGAGCUGGUUGAACGUCUAAGAGAUGGGAAGAAGAUCGAGUUUGUUGAAUUAAAAAGGCUCUGCUUGUCACAGAAGCACCAUUUCCUGAACGAGGCAGUGAUAAGGCCGUCUUCCAUAGGGCUUGGGAUAUUCAGGAUAUUCAUCGACGACAUCUCGCUUGUGGUGAGGGGAGAUGCUGUCAUUGUGGCAACAAAGGUUGGAAGUAGUGCAUAUAAUGCAUCCUUGGACGGGCCUCUACUUCUGGACGAAGGAAUAGUUGUGAAUGUGGUUGCACCAAACAAAUGCAGGUUUAAACCUAUUGUGUGUGGAAUUAAGUCUAGGGUCCGCGUGGAGGUUGAUGGCGAUUUUCAGAUCAUCCUCGACGGGAUUUUAUGCGAAGAGAAGUCCUUUGAUGUGUGCUAUGACGGAUCCUCUGUGCGGUUUGGAUACCUAAGCCCUUGUGAUCGAUCGAAGAGAAUUGGAGAACUUUUUCUGCUUUGA